AAGCCAGCGCUGGAAGAAAUAUCUGCGGAAACGCAUUCCGUGAGCUUCGAGAACAGAACAUCUGUGCUGUGGAUAUCGGCGAUGUACUGAAUAAGACGGCAGAUUUGAUAAAGUCAUGCCAGUUCAUAAAUUGUGACCUUGCGGUGCGCCUUACCAGCGAAGACCUGGCGGAGAAAUUGAAUGACACGUUCAUCGACAGGACAAUUCAUGGUAUCGCUUUCGUUGCUGGCGUUUGCACGGACAAUAAUGUUGCAGUGGCAGAAGACGAUCCACACAAGUUCAACGGAGUAUCUGCGGUGGCUCAUGAGAUCGCACAUGCGCUUGGGGCGAGUCACGAUGGCGAGCCAGCACCGUUCAAGAUCGAAGGUUAUCCCGAAGGGCUUAACUGUUCGGGGGAAGAUGGAUAUUUAAUGAGCUAUUCGGGAACAGGCAAGAACAUGUAUUCGCUUUCAAACUGCACUGAGGCCCAAAUCCGUUUCGUUGUGAGGUCUCUGCCAGAGCCUUGCAUCGAAGUUCGUACGGAAGCAAACUACUCGAACCGCUUUUACCCCGGGCAAAACAUGACGUUCGAACGAUUUUGUCAGACAAUGCAUCCAGAGCAUGCUGAUGUGCAGGUCUCGGACGGUGACGUCCAGAGUUAUGAAGAGUGCCAAAUACACUGUUGCUGGAAGUUUGACCUCGGGAGUUUCGAAAAACGAAGUGGAGUUGAUGGUGAUUUAGACGCCUACGAUUCCGACUAUGAAGAUCCCCUGGAGUGCCAUAUACACAACAUGCUGGAAGCAAUGCCGUGUGCAACUGGCAAGACGUGCUGGCGAGGUGUUUGUGGAGAACACAACUGGACAGAGAUAUACAACAGUUCGCAUACUUCUCGCACAUUCCAGACUCUUUAAUUUCUAUGACGUUAUGAAUAGGACAAGUUGAUGUACACAUGGGCGACGUAAGAUCGAGUAACUUAACUCUGCUUUUGCGAAUAGAAGCCGCAAUGAAUCAAGUGCCGCAGCAAGUUGAGUGCCCUACAAGAAAAAAUGUCAGAAAUCUUCAGCGGAACAAUAAACACAAUAUCACCUA
Messenger RNA from Dermacentor andersoni, 1068 nucleotides. RefSeq lists its product as uncharacterized. NCBI's taxonomy places the organism in Eukaryota, Metazoa, Arthropoda, Arachnida, Ixodida, Ixodidae. The record is from RefSeq and is a predicted model, not a curated record.